AUGGCGGCCUAUACGGGCAAGAAAUCGUACAGGAGCGCCGUGCAGUCGCUGGUGAUCGACAUCGGCCAUGGAUACGUACGCGGCGGCUCCGCUGGUGAAAGCCAACCGAGAUGCAUAUGGCCGGCAGCGGUGGGAGCGGGGGGCGACCACGACAUCUUCCCGCUCGUGGAGAACAGCAACUACCGGCACUCGCAAGUCAGGAUGCUGCGCAGGGUGAUGGUUAACCUCUCAGGCGAUCCGCUGAUUGAAAUCGACAAGAAUGCGUACCUCCGAGCCAUCCGCGGCACCUUCGGCGACAGCCGCGUGCUAGAUCGCAGGCUGCUGAACGCUGCAGCCGCAAGGCCUUCGCAAGUCGGGAACGGCCCUGACGUAGUCACCAUGGGAAUCACAACCGCGCCGCGUGACUGCUGGGACCCGUUCAACUGCCGGAGCCUCUCGGCAACCCAUCGCAAAAUCUUCACCAGGCUCGACGAGGUCUGCCUUGAGCGAAUCGUCAGCGGCCUCAACCGCUGGAACAACGUCUCCAGCGGCAUGGGGGAGCAGGAGAACGCGCGGCCGCUGUUCCUCGUGGAGAGCAACCAGAGCAGCGUCGCAGUGCGGGAGCAACAGAUGGAACUGGUCAUGGAGCAGAUGAACUCCCCGGGCAUAUACUUCGGCCAGGGCAGUGCCCUGGCGUGUUACGCCUUCGGGGCCAAGAGCGGCCUCGUUAUCGACGUUGGUGCGGCGACGACGUCGCUGGGGCUGGUUGCGGAGGAGGGCAUAUUCGCGUUCCGCGAGUAUUUCGUGGGGGGCGACCACGUCGACGCGCUGAUGUACAUGCUGCUGAAGGAGUGCGACAAAAAAACGCUGAACGCCGUGCUGCACCACCCCUCGUACUCCCUCGGCACUGCGCUGCGCGAACACAUGAACGACGACUACCUCCCGAGGGCCUUGGCAACACGCAUCUGGCACCACGAGUUCGACCCCAGGCACUUCUACAUACAGGAGAAGCUCAGGGCGCUGAAGGAAUCGGUCAUACACGCCGCGUCGUGCCCCAUCUUCUCCGCAGACUCGCACGCCGAUUCCAGGUACAGCGACAUCACGACCGCGCUGAUGCCCAAAAAGAGAGAAAACGCAUCAGCCGCGUCUAGUGCAGAGACGGUGCUGCCCGACGGGACGCCCAUGGUCAUCGACGUAUACAAGCGGAGGCCGGCGCGACACGCAGCGAAACGUAGCAAGAAGUGGAUGUGGCCGCCCUUGCAGCCGACGGUGGAUCCGAGUGAAGACAGCAGAGGGCCGCCUCAGGAAGGGGAGAAGCGCCUGCAAAACAUCGCCGCCGACAGCGUCAUGGCAGUAGCCUCAGAGAUACUCUUUGACACCGCCGCGGUCGCUGCGCGGCUGCCGAUAGACGUCGGGCGCUUCAAGGGCAUAUACAAGUCGUUCGAGGAGAUGGCGAUCGGGGAAGGGUUGCAAAAUGCGGACGUGUUCCGGAACCUCGUGGUGGUCGGAGGGUGCGCAAACAUGCCGGGGUUCACACAGCGGCUGGCCUACGACUUCCAGCACUACUCGCAGGACGCGCAGUUCCCCGUGCAAGGGGUGGACUACCGCCUGCUCAACCCCGUCGUGAAGCAUAACCGCUCCGUGUCCAGCUGGAUGGGCGCCUCGAUCCUGGCCAGCCUCAGCACGUUCGACUCGAGCUGGAUCUCGGCGGACGAGUACCGCGAGCAUGGCAAGAACAUAUGCAGGCGGAAGGGGUGCUUCAACUUCAUCCAGCACGGAAAUUAG
This is a messenger RNA of Babesia bigemina, 1764 nucleotides long. RefSeq lists its product as hypothetical. The record is from RefSeq and is a predicted model, not a curated record. Gene Ontology annotation, biological process: regulation of transcription by RNA polymerase II. The transcript has a single exon. Lineage: Eukaryota; Apicomplexa; Aconoidasida; Piroplasmida; Babesiidae. Bases 1 to 1764 code for a protein of 587 amino acids. Gene Ontology annotation, cellular component: NuA4 histone acetyltransferase complex; SWI/SNF complex. Gene Ontology annotation, molecular function: chromatin binding.